UCUCCGAGCGCUCUGAGCCUGCGUCCAGCGAGGGGGAGGGUUUCCCCGGCCCGGCCGGAGGGGCGGCUGGGCGCUUCUGACUCCCAGCGCAAACGACUGUCAAGGGAGCAGAAGAGCGGAGCUGCCGGAAGUGUCUGCGCGCCGCGAGAGAACUUUCCUGCUCCGGCCGCGGCCCUGAGCCUCCGCGGCCUCCGCGCUCCCGGCGACGAUGCGUCCGGGUGACAACGACCUGAGCGGACCCGCGCCUCGGCCCGCCUCCCGUGUGUGCGCUCGCCUCGCCUCCGGGGAAGAAGCCUGAGCCCGGAGGCGUCCGCGCGCCGCGGAGCCCCGCGCAGGCGGCGCGGCGCGCGGGACCCGUUUCCCCUGCGCGUCCCCUUGCGUCCCGGCUAGUUCCCUGCGAUCGCGCGUCCCUGGAGCCGGCAGCGGUCGCCGGCUGUCCCCGCCCUGACCGCCGGCCCGGACGUGUCCUCGGCGGCCGCUGGCAGUGCCUGUGCCAUGGGGCUGCCGACUCUGGAAUUCAGCGACUCCUACUUGGACAGCCCGGAUUUCAGGGAGCGCCUGCAGUGUCACGAGAUUGAGCUGGAGCGAACCAACAAGUUCAUCAAAGAGCUCAUUAAGGACGGCUCUCUGCUCAUCGGGGCGCUGAGGAAUCUGUCUAUGGCAGUACAGAAAUUUUCCCAGUCACUGCAAGAUUUCCAGUUUGAAUGUAUUGGUGAUGCUGAAACAGAUGAUGAAAUUAGUAUUGCUCAGUCACUAAAAGAAUUUGCAAGACUACUCAUCGCAGUAGAAGAAGAAAGGAGAAGACUGAUUCAAAACGCUAAUGAUGUAUUAAUUGCGCCACUUGAGAAAUUUCGCAAAGAACAAAUAGGUGCAGCAAAAGAUGGAAAGAAGAAAUUUGACAAGGAGAGUGAAAAAUACUAUUCUAUUCUUGACAAGCAUUUAAAUUUGUCUGCAAAGAAAAAGGAGUCUCAUUUGCAGGAGGCAGAUACACAGAUUGACCGAGAGCAUCAAAACUUCUAUGAGGCAUCACUAGAAUAUGUCUUUAAAAUUCAAGAGGUUCAAGAAAAAAAGAAGUUUGAAUUUGUCGAACCGCUUUUGUCAUUCCUUCAGGGUUUAUUUACUUUUUACCACGAGGGAUAUGAACUCGCCCAGGAAUUUGCACCAUAUAAACAACAGCUGCAGUUCAACUUGCAGAAUACAAGGAAUAAUUUUGAAAGUACGCGACAAGAGGUAGAGCGGUUGAUGCAAAGGAUGAAAUCUGCCAGUCAAGAUUACAGACCACCCAGCCAGUGGACCAUGGAAGGCUACCUUUAUGUCCAGGAGAAACGACCACUUGGUUUUACAUGGACUAAACAUUAUUGUACAUAUGAUAAGGGAAGUAAAACAUUUACAAUGAGUGUUUCAGAAAUGAAAUCCAGUGGGAAAAUGAAUGGCCUUGUUACUAGCUCACCAGAAAUGUUUAAAUUAAAAUCUUGUAUCCGACGAAAGACAGAUUCAAUUGAUAAACGAUUCUGCUUUGACAUAGAAGUAGUUGAAAGGCACGGAAUCAUCACAUUGCAAGCCUUUUCAGAAGCUAAUCGGAAACUCUGGCUUGAAGCCAUGGAUGGGAAGGAACCGAUUUAUACUCUGCCUGCGAUUAUUAGCAAGAAAGAAGAAAUGUACUUAAAUGAAGCAGGGUUCAACUUUGUGAGAAAAUGCAUUCAAGCUGUGGAAACGAGAGGCAUCACCAUUUUAGGUCUUUACCGAAUAGGAGGAGUGAACUCCAAAGUUCAGAAACUCAUGAAUACCACAUUUUCUCCCAAAUCCCCUCCUGAUAUGGACAUUGACAUUGAACUGUGGGAUAAUAAGACAAUAACAAGUGGGCUGAAAAACUACCUCAGGUGCCUCGCUGAACCACUGAUGACUUACAAAUUACACAAAGAUUUUAUUGUUGCUGUUAAGUCUGAUGACCAAAACUACCGGGUGGAGGCUGUACAUGCAUUGGUGCACAAAUUGCCAGAGAAAAACAGAGAGAUGCUGGACAUCUUAAUAAAGCACCUGGUCAAAGUGUCGCUACAUAGCCAGCAAAAUCUCAUGACUGUCUCAAACCUUGGUGUCAUAUUUGGUCCGACUCUAAUGAGAGCACAGGAAGAAACUGUGGCUGCCAUGAUGAAUAUUAAAUUUCAGAAUAUUGUGGUUGAAAUUCUGAUAGAGCACUAUGAAAAGAUUUUUCAUACUGCCCCAGACCCAAGCAUCCCUCUUCCUCAGCCUCAGUCUCGAUCUGGAUCCCGAAGGACACGUGCAAUCUGCCUCUCCACAGGCUCCCGGAAGCCCAGAGGGAGGUAUACCCCGUGCUUGGCAGAACCCGAUAGCGACUCCUAUAGCAGCAGCCCGGACAGCACACCCAUGGGGAGCAUCGAGUCACUUUCCUCUCACUCCUCGGAACAAAACAGCACGACAAAGUCCGCUUCCUGCCCUCCCAGGGAGAAAUCUGGAGGGAUUCCUUGGAUUGCAUCCCCAUCACCUUCCAAUGGACAGAAAAGUCUUGGUCUCUGGACAACUAGUCCUGAGUCAAGUUCUAGAGAAGAUGCAACCAAAACAGAUGCAGAAUCAGAUUGCCAGAGUGUCACUUCGGUCGCUAGCCCAGGGGAUGUGUCCCCACCCAUAGACCUGGCCAAGAAAGGGCCUUAUGGGCUUUCAGGACUGAAAAGAGCCUCAGCUUCCUCUCUCAGAUCCAUCUCUGCAGCGGAAGGAAACAAGAGCUACAGUGGAUCCAUUCAAAGCUUAACUUCCGUAGGUUCCAAAGAGACGCCCAAAGCCCCGCCAAACCCAGACCUGCCUCCCAAAAUGUGCAGGAAGUUAAGGCUAGACGCUGCCUCCAGCAAUGGUUACCAGCGACCUGGCUCCGUUGUGGCAGCAAAGGCCCAACUGUUUGAAAACGUUGGUUCACUUAAGUCAGUUUCUUCUGGGCGCCAAGCCAAAGCUAUGUACUCCUGUAAAGCAGAGCACAGCCAUGAGCUUUCCUUCCCACAGGGAGCGAUAUUUUCUAAUGUGUACCCAUCAGUGGAACCAGGAUGGUUGAAGGCAACUUAUGAAGGCAAAACAGGACUCGUCCCAGAAAAUUAUGUUGUCUUCCUCUAAUACUUUUUAGUGGAUGGCAGUAUCUUCAUGGUAUCCAUGGUAACAAAUAAUAAGUGCUAUGAUUUUAUCUGACACAGAUAUGGGGAUCAGCCUGUUAAAAUGAAAACAGUCAAUUUCUACCAAGUUUUACACCAGCAGACUAUGUAGCUCCCUAUUAAUGGAAAGGGAAAAAAUGUUUAAAUUGUUUGCCAUUCUUUUUAAUUUUGGCUCAUUUCAUAGUUUAAAAUAGCUUAUCCUCCCCUCCCCACCCCCCUUUUUUUUUUUGGAAAAGUAACUCUCCACAAUGUCUCUUUCAUAAUAAUUAUAGAAUCUCAAAUACUGUGUUAAGUACUAUAUCCCAGAAAUUUGGAAACCAGAAAUCUGCUAUAAGACUUUUGAGAUCUGCCCUUUACUG
This is a messenger RNA of Eubalaena glacialis (North Atlantic right whale), 3514 nucleotides long. It is a transcript of the gene ARHGAP42, whose product is annotated as Rho GTPase activating protein 42. Gene Ontology annotation, cellular component: cytoplasm. The record is from RefSeq and is a predicted model, not a curated record. Lineage: Eukaryota; Metazoa; Chordata; Mammalia; Artiodactyla; Balaenidae. Gene Ontology annotation, molecular function: protein binding; GTPase activator activity. Bases 496 to 3120 code for a protein of 874 amino acids. The transcript has 24 exons. Gene Ontology annotation, biological process: signal transduction.